AUUAGAAGUGAUACAUCAGAGAUCCUGGAUGAGACCAUUCCGCUCAUUAAAGACAAGGUGAUGGAAGUGAACCACAUCUAUGCCAAAGUUGAUAAAUUAGAGGCAUUUGUUAAAAUGGUUGCGCACCAUGUUUCCUUCCUAGAAGAACAAGUGCUUGAAGCAGAGAAGAGCCAUGGCACCUUUCUUAGUGCUGCUUUCAGAUAA
Molecule: messenger RNA, 204 nt
Organism: Mesitornis unicolor (brown roatelo)
Lineage: Eukaryota; Metazoa; Chordata; Aves; Mesitornithiformes; Mesitornithidae
Gene: BCAS4
Product: breast carcinoma amplified sequence 4
Exons: 2
Cellular component (GO): BLOC-1 complex
Source: RefSeq, a predicted model, not a curated record